Messenger RNA from Thrips palmi, 9820 nucleotides. RefSeq names its product guanine nucleotide-releasing factor 2 (gene C3G). The transcript is spliced from 17 exons. The record is from RefSeq and is a predicted model, not a curated record. Gene Ontology annotation, cellular component: plasma membrane. Lineage: Eukaryota; Metazoa; Arthropoda; Insecta; Thysanoptera; Thripidae. Gene Ontology annotation, biological process: positive regulation of GTPase activity; Ras protein signal transduction. The coding region runs from base 131 to 4189 and encodes 1352 amino acids. Gene Ontology annotation, molecular function: guanyl-nucleotide exchange factor activity.
UUGUGCAAAAAUGCAAAAUAGGUGGAGUGGAAAAAUGGUUGACGAUUUACGGGUAUUUCGUCUUUUAUGUUGACGAAUGGGUAUGCCCGGGUAUGUUGUGUAACAUCGCGGAGUCCGAGCGCUCCCCGAAAUGUCUGGAACGCCCAAACAUGACCGACAAGUACCAGAGACAGCAGGGGCUAGCCCUUCGGGCGCUUCGAGCGCUCCGAGCCCCGGCCAGCAGGGCCAGCAAGGCGAGGGCCAGCAGGGCCAGCAGGGCCAGCAGCCCAAGGCCAAGGGCGCCAAGGGCUCCCUCACGCGGCACAGCGGCUCCUUCCACGGCAAGCCGCGGGGCGGGCGCCUGGCUCGGCGGGCGCGCUCCUUCAAGGACGACUUCCUCGAGAUCCUGUCGCAGAUGCGGUCCCCCUCCGGGGCCUCGGCCUCGCGGUCGCCGCAGUCCCCCAAGUCGCGCACGCCCACCAAGGCCGGGCGCGGCGAGCGCGGCGACGAGGCGGCGGCCUCGCGCAACCCCCUGCAGGACCUGGACGCCCACGUCAGACAGGUCCAGUUCGCCCUCAAGCACUUCCGCGACGUGGUGAGCAACAACAAGCUGGAGGUGCUGCCGGGCAACGGCACGGUGGUGCUGGAGACGGUGGCCACGAUCCACAGCGCGCUCAAGACCUGCCUGCUGAACGAGCAGGGCGCGCACAGCACGCUGCUGGUGUCCGCCACCAACCAGGUGUACCAGAGCAUGGCCCAGCUCAUCCGCCUCUGCGACGACGUGCUGCUCAACGGCGGCAAGGCGCUCAACACCGAGAACGUGGCGCAGGUGAUCCAGCUCGUGGAGGAGGCCGUGCUCAACCUGGUGACGCUGGCGCGCGAGAAACUGGCCAGCCGCCACAGCUCCGCGUCCGUGGGGUCGUCGGGGUCGACGGGCUCCUCCGGCAGCGGGCCGCUCAAGUCCGCGCCGCCGGUGCCUCAGGCGGCGCACGCGCACGCCCUCCUGGACCGCAAGUCGACCUACUCGAUGGCUGGGCUGGAACUGCCGCAGCGCAGCUCUCUGCCGGACAUCCCGCUCACGCCCCGCGAGCGCCAGAUCCUGGAGCAGACGUCGCAGUCCGUCAUGGAGCGGCACCACCACGCCAACCACCACCCGCACCACCCGCACCACUACUCCCAGAGCUCCGACUCGGUGCUGCUGGACGGGGUGGACGGGGUGGACGGUGAGCCUCCGCCCAAGCCGCCGCUGCCUGCCGGUCGGCCCUGGUGCCUGUCGGAGGGGGGCGGCUCCUCGCCGUCGCCCAGCGGCGAGCCGCCCCCGCUGCCCCCCAAGCGGCGGCCCCGCGGCUCUGACAGCCAGUUCCGGCCGGAGUACCGGGCGGGGCCGGGGCCGCUGUCCGGGAUGGAGGCACUGAGCCUGCGCUCCAAGUCGCCCGAAGACACGUCCUCGCUGCUCAGCGCCUCGGCCGGCAGCCUGGACUCGGUGCUCAACCACUCGCGCGACGAGGAGGACGAGCUGCGCGCGCUCAUGGAGCCGGAGGCGGAUCACGACACGGACCGCACCGACAGCCACAGCGACUCACUCACCCUGGCGCCCGGCCCCAGCCCGGGCCCCAGCCCGGGCCCCAGCCCCACCGUCAACACCCCCAGCACGCCCGGCUCCGGCGCGCACGGCCGCACCAGCCGUAGCCCUUGUCACCACGGCCUCGGCGCUGGAGUGCCGGCCCUGGCCAGCCGCCUGGGCCUCGCCACACCCAGGGCCCUGAACGGCGGCGACGGGUCUCCCUCGCAGUCGCCGUCGCCGUCCUGCUGCUGGGACGGCCUGGAGGCGCACGACGGCCUCGGCCUCGGCCACGUCGGCGGGGCGGGGCUGGCCAGCCUGACCGAGACCAUGCACGCCGUGCGCACUGUGCACAGCUACGCCGCGUCCAACGCCUCACACCUCAGGUCAUCACAACAGAGCACGCUGUCCAUCACUAGUCAAGGGGCAUCCUCUAUGGCCGCUGUAGUGGCACAGUCCCAGCGGACCGUGUCUGUGUCUUCUUCGUCCUCUUCUUCUGCCACCAAGCUUGGAUUUACACCCAUGGAUGAGGACUCCUUGUUAGGCGUCAAUAAUUCUGACGACGGUAUGUUUGAAAGAAUAUCUCCGGCCAGCAAUGGAAGUACUCCUCCAGCACUACCUCAGAAGAACCGUUCACGACAUGGCCCAAAGCGGGAGAGACUCCCUUCACAGUACGACAAUGUACCUGGUAUUGAUACCACCGACUCCGCGCUGUCUCCGCAACGUCUCAAUUGCUCCCUCCAAACAACGUCAACAGUCAUGCAGUCACAGUCUCAUUCAGCCCUGCAAGUGUCCUCCACCUCUCCAUCAAAUUUAAUGAUGCCAGCACAUAAGUCAGCCAUUGCCCUUAGUGGUCCAGGACCUGAAGCGGGCAAGCCGCCUCCUCUUCCACUCAAGAAGAAGCACAUGUUCCAAUCAGUGGCAUACUCGGUUAUGGCCUAUAUGGAAAUGUUUGGAAACUGUUCACACACAAACAACAACGACUUCUUGCGCCAUUCCAUGCACACUUACAAUGUACUGCAGACAGAAUGGCAGCAACAUGAAAAUUUCAGUGCAGUCCAGUCUCGGUCAUUUUAUUACCAAUGUGAAAACCCCAAUAGUUCUCCAGUCCCAGCUGACCUAAUGAACGCCAUUCCUCCUGCAUUGCCACCAAAGCGAAGCCGUGCAUCAAGUAUAAGAUCAGUCAGUAGUCCUCCCCCGUCAUCACCUGUAACCAGCAUUUCCCCAAGUUCUCCUGCUUUGAAAGAGGAGAAAAAGAAGGUCAUCCCCCCAAGACUGGACCUCUCUCCAAAGCCGCCUCUGCCUCUGCCACCGGUUGACACUCCUCACCGCACCGUUCCUUCACCGCCUGCGGAACUGCUCCCAGUGCAGAGUCAGCUGACUGAGGGAGCUGCUAUAUCCGACGAAACUGGAAAUCUAUUGGAAGAACUUGAUGUCAGCAGACACUUAGUCUUAAAGAAAGCUGAAGAGGAUGGACCAGACAUUCGAGGAGGACAUGAAGAUGGGCUAAUUGUGCUAGCAACAAAGGCUAAUAAAAAUGAGGAAAAUGAAACAGACUUCCUGUACCAAGAAGCUUUCCUGACUACAUAUCGGACUUUUUUGUCCCCUUUGGAGCUCAUUCAAAAGCUUUGUUAUCGACACCAACGCUUCCAUUGCUCUGCAGAAGUUUCCAAGCAAAGAGCAGCCAAAGAAUCAUUUUCUUUACUAGUGAGAGUUGUUAGUGAUUUGACGGUAUCAGACUUAGACGACACUGUUCUUCAAACCUUGUUGAAUUUCGUGUACCAACUUCUGGCAAGUGGUGAUCUUACUAUGGCAAAGGCGCUUCGGGUUAAGAUUCUAGAAAAGCAUAGUGCCAAAAUGCUUUGUAACACAACAAAUACGUUGUUGCCCUCUCAGAAUGUGUACACUCGUCGCCAUCGGGAAGCCUCUCUACUUGACUUUAAAUCAGAGCAAAUAGCAGAACAGAUGACUCUAUUGGACGCCCAGCUCUUUAUGAAAAUUGAAAUCCCAGAGGUUCUGAUCUGGGCUCAAGAACAGAAUGAGGAGAGAAGUCCAAAUUUGACCCGAUUCACUGAGCAUUUUAAUAAAAUGUCCUACUGGGCAAGAUCACGAAUUUUAGAGCAGUCAGAAGCUAAAGAUCGUGAACGUUAUGUUGUGAAGUUUAUCAAAAUUAUGAAACAUUUGCGCAAAAUGAACAAUUUUAAUUCUUAUUUAGCCUUGCUCUCGGCUUUAGACUCUGCUCCUAUCAGGAGACUAGAGUGGCAGAAACACAUCACUGAGGGUUUGAAAGAGUAUUGUGCCCUCAUCGAUAGCUCUUCUAGUUUCCGUGCUUACAGACAGGCAUUAGCGGACACAAAUCCACCUUGCAUACCCUACAUUGGUUUGGUCCUUCAAGACUUGACAUUUGUUCACAUAGGAAACAGUGAUUUACUUGCUGAUGGGACCAUCAAUUUUUCAAAGCGUUGGCAGCAGUUCAAUAUAGUUGAAAAUAUGAAGAGAUUCAAGAAAGGGACAUAUUCAUUCAAAAAGCAAGAGAGAAUCAUUGCCUUUUUCAGCAAUUUUGACGAAUUUCUAUCUGAAGAGGCUAUGUGGCAAAUAUCAGAAUCAAUUAAGCCAAGAGGGGGAAGGAAACCUGUUAACACCUCUUAAUUUGAAGUUUAGCUUGAAUGUAAAACAAAAACCGCAGUGGUGUUUGUUUCGUUUUUUGGUAAUGUUAGCUCGUCUUCUUGUUUAGCCUGGUUGCUCUUCUUUUAAUAGUUGGAAAGGUAUUAUACUGUGAGCUGUGGUAUGGCAUGUAAUCAUUGUUUUAACGUGGUGCAUUAUGGAAUUGAUGUUCGUCAGUAUAAGGGAACCUGGUUUAGCUCAUUUCUACUACAAAUGGCUGUGUUUUAUGCUUAUCUUAAGAGCCUAGUGUACUUCUGUACUCUUUAAAAUCUUAUCUAUUUAUCAUUGAUUUAUUUACUUGAGACCAUUCUGUAAGGCCUAAAACCUUUCUUUUGGAAUGGAAGAAGCAAAAUUUAUUCAUGAAGCGUCUUAGCUUUUUUAUGUGAGUAAUGCGCGCGUGCUUGAUCAAUGAAGCUUUUUGUUCAUUGUUUAAGAAAGUAAAUGUCACUUUCAGCUGCUAUGCACAUUGAUUGCUGCAUCUCUUCUCCUCAAUUGCAAAAUUUCUUCCCAUCUUUCAAGGAGUUUCAUUUUUUUUUUUUUAAAUUGCAGCAUUGAGUGUAUGUGGUACCUGCUCAAAGCAGCAGUAUUAUAUGUAACCAACAAGUCAAGGCAGUUUUUGUCUUGUUCAUCUAGUGUGUUCAAACUAUUUUUUGCCUUUGUGGAGAUUGUUUCCAUUUUGAUUUUAGUUUUGGGGUUUUGUAUUUUAACAUUUUCUGUCUGCAAUCUUUCAUCAAAGUUUUGUGAUUGUUGAUUGGAAAUUGUCUUCCACAAAACAAAGGAUAUACUUUGGGUUUUGUUUUAAUUUAAAUUUGCUACUGUAGCAAAAGUGAGGUGUCCCAUUUCCGUUAUUUUAGUUUUGGGGCUGUCUCCUAGUUGUGUUGUGUUCUGUUACCCUUAUGCAUUUAUGCUCUAAUGCUUAAAGUCUUGUUAAGAUUACCUAAUUUUAAGGAAUGCUUAGGACUUUAGCUUCCAGUUGGUCUGGCCAAUGCUUUCGUUCCAUUGACUGUCUUUCAAGGAUAAAUAUUUCACAAUUUCGAGGACGAUAAAAAUUGCUCUUCCUAAUGAGAAAACAUGUUAUGUAGAUGCUCCUGUAAAGUGCUGUUUGAAUAAUGUAGUUGUGUUUAAUAUGUUUUUGUCCAACAAGACCUUGUUGUGUAGAUUACUUCUGUAGAUAAGUAGUUUUAUUUUGAGACUAUACUUGGAUUUAUAUUUAUUUACUUAUUUAUUUAUUGUGGUUUCAUUUUGCUAGAAUGAUUAUGGAUCAAGCUUUGAUCAAGUAUACUGCCUGAAAUCAAUGUGGUGUACCUCAAGGCAAUUUACUCUGUAAACUUCUUAAUGGAACCAAGGCCUAAUCAUGUAUUGUUACUUAUGCCUUAUGAUGUAUAUAGAGAGUUUUUAUUUAUUUUUGAUGAGUGCAUGUGUUCAUGUUCAGACUGUAUGUAUGGCUUUUUCAUUGUGUCAAGUAAUUUCAAAAGCAAUAAUUUUGCUUGAAUUUUCUUUCAUACUUUUGGCCUUAAAGCUGAUCUUUUUCACUAUUGCAGAUCUCCUGUUAUGUGGACCUCAUUGUGCUUUUGAAUCAAACAAUCUAAGUCUUUUUCUCUCCUUUGUUGUUUUGAAACUUUCGGAUCUAUGCCAUUUCGAGUGUAAAAUUCCUUUGUAAUGAAGUUAUACCAAUCAUUCUCAUUAAAAUCAAAGGUGAAUCAAAGCUUUUGAUCAUUGAGAUAAUAUUUGCUGAGUGCUAUUACUUGUUUACCUGUACCUCCGUUUCUUCUGUACUAUUUAAGCCAUCAUUUUUGUAGAAAUUUUGUAGCUAUCACUGGUUUAUGAAUUGUCAGUCAUAUGUAUUGUUUUCGAACACAAUGAGUCCUCUUAAAUUGUAAUGCAACACUGUGGACCAGUUACACUAACGUUUGUCAACGGAGUUAAUGUGAUGCGUCAAAUGAAUCAUAUUGGUGCUGAUAUCUUUAUCAUUAUUGCAAAUUCCCUCAGACUGCAAUAACUUCCUCAAAUCAACAGUAGGGAACUUUGGUUAAUAAUGAUGGUUUUAAGAUUUUCUGGUUUAUUUUUUAUUGUGUCUCCUAAAUAUGUCAUAAGAUUUUAAUCAAUUUUGUUCUUAUAAUGCAUAUCACAGGAGCAGGCAUCUCUAGAAUUUUCUGUUUGUUGCCCCUUUUGAGGUGAUUGUGAAUGAUUACAGUAUUAAUAUUUUUGCACAUGGUAUGAAAUUUGUAACCACAAUUUUCUCACCUCAAUGUAGGACUUCAGACUUUGGUGUACCUUGUUUUAAUUAAUUCUUUAAAUUUUUGAAGUAUUUAACAUUUUCAACAUUCUUACUCUUGGAAGCAUGUAGGCUGUUUUGUCCACUAUUAUGAUUUCACAAUUUUAUCAGCAGAUAAUGAUCACAUUUUUCGUCUGUCUUGUUCAUUUCAUUGAAUGAUAAUGUGAUCUUUGCUGUUGCAUUCGAUAACUAUGUAACCUCUUGUCUUUCUGUAUGGGUGUAAGUGGUAUAUGUUGAAUGACUGCUGUUCAUAUCACAAUCGUAGAUUUAUUGUUGUGACUAGUGUAAGUGUGUGUAGCCUAUGAGGACGAUUUUAGCCAAUCUUACAUAUGAUCAAGCAUACAUUUCUACUAUUAUGUCGAUAAACCACUUUCAGUAUAUGUUUGUACUUCCUUAGGUUGUGUGGAAGAUCCAGUGUGUGAUUUUAUCGCCAGCUAUUUAUUAAUGGUUUCAUUCGUGUGAAUUUUAUUUUAAAACACUAGCAUUCUAUGUUUACUAUUCAAGUUCUGAACCUCUAGGAAGGCAAUAGUGUGCAUACUGUAUUAGUGAUGUGUAUUCUAAUUAAUAUUUUGAUUGCUUUGGCACAAAUUUUCAAGCAUCUGCGUUUUAGUAGAAUAUUAUUCAUGUGUCUGGAUUAGUCAAAUAUCUGUCUGUGAUCUUUUUUCAUAGAGUGGCUCUCGAGCCCACCUCAAAGCCGAGUUUUCAGUAGUCUUUAGUGUGCUUGGUUCACAAUACCUGUAUCCCUGAGUUUUUACUUAGUAUUUUAUUGCCCUAAACUCCCCAUUUUAAUGAUUUAUUGUCAGUAUUUUAUCAAAUUUUAUCUAGUUAUAGUCAAUGUACUCUAUAUGAACGUAGGGUUUGAUUGUAUUGCUACAUUGAAGCAUCCCCAUCUUUUAUUUUAUGGGGACAAUGAUUCUUUUUUUUUUUGACAACUUUGCCUGCCAAAGUUCUUUUUAUCAUCGAAAUUUAUGUAACACAUCCCUGGCAUAGUGGCCUUUAAGUCUCAUAUAGCAAUCACAUGUCAAGAAGAGUCUAGAAGCCUUCCAUGGGACAUGUGACGCCCUCCUCUUGCACAUUUCCUUUUUCCAUAUCUUAGAAUCAUGAUUUUUUUGGAAAGUAAGAAGAAUUUGGUGCCCAUUUAUUGUUUGGAAGGCUACUAAGUUGUUUCAAAAUUUAUUUUGUAUGAAAGCCAUUAGAAUGUUAAUUUUGCUGUUGCACAGUAUAAGAGUAUGUGUCAAUGAGUUGUGAGUAUUACUUCUGUGCCUGGAAAGACUGAGGUCUACUAUGCUACAAACCUUGUUAAGGUGGAUCGGUUCUUUGUGCAUUUUGCAAUGUAAAAUUGAAUAAAAUAGGAAGACAGGUAUUGUAUUAUUGGUUUUAACUUGGUGUGUUAUUGUACUGUAUUUUUUGAAAAAGGUGUAUACAUGUUUCAUGUUGUUGCAUACAUCUUGCUCAUUUAAAUCAGUUGAGUAGAAUACCCUCUUCUCCACCUUGUUAGGCAAUUUGUGACUUAAUGCAUCCAAUGUGAUUUUUCAAAUUCUUUUUCUGUAUCAAAGAAAGUAAUCAGUGAAAUUUAAUGAUGAAUUAGAUCUCUAAGCAAGAUGAAAUCUAUGAGAUUUUAAACUGUGAUCUAUUGUACUGUCACAAAUAUAAUAUAAUAUUAUUAUGCUCUUCUUUAUGACUGUUUAAGAUAAUUAAACUUUGCUUUAAAACUUAGGAAAUAUUUAAAUAUUAAAUUUGUUUUCCUUUAGUGUGCUUUUAAUGUAGCAAUUUUAAAAAAAUAGGUAGGGUGUAAGCUAAGCACCAAAUACGAAAAUUAAAACACCAAAAGUACCUUCAUCUUUAGACAAACUUAAGCUUAUGUUGUCUGCGUCAACUAUUUUUCUAUAUCUAUCUUUGUGGCUUUCUUAAGUUGCAAAAACCAUAAUAUUUUGAAAGUUUGACUAUGUGUGCACUUGGUGUUUCACCUUCAUGUAUUUGAUUAGCAAUACUAUUAUUCUGAAUUCAGUAGACAAUGAAUGUACUUGUGCAUCCAUAAUUGAAGUUUUGUGUAGUUGGUUACAAUCUAUGGUGCUUAAAUGCAGCAUUUUAAGUUGUGAUGUGUGUGCAGUUAUUUCUCUCUUGUUUUCAAGGUAGUAAAAUCAUUUGACUGCUUAGUUUUGGUAUGAGUGUUUUGUACUGUGACAACUUCGACUUGGAGGAAGGAUUUAGAGCUUUCUUGUUUGAAGCAGACCACAAUCAGAUCUUAAUUGUUAAGACUUUGAUAUUGUAACGCACUUGAUUUUAACGAACAUAUUCAUUUUAAGAAGCUGGUAAAUGUGUACCCCUAGUCAAUGUUUUAAUCAUCACAUUGUUAUUUUUUAAUAGUCUGUGAUUCUUGUGUUCUACUUUUAGUCAUAUUGUCAAGCUUUUGGCUAAUGUUUCCUUCUUUCAUUUUGUCUUGGACCAAGUGGAACUGUUAUGAGGAAAGGAUACAUUUCAUGGGUUACAGUACCUCAUGUCCUACACGAACUAUGAAUGCUGCCUUGUAUUGCCCAAAUUAUCUUACUUUGAAUUUUAACUUAUGUGAAUUGUAAAUGAUGUCUUGAUUUGUAAUAAAAGACAUUUAGAGUGUUUUAAACUGAUUGGUUUGGUUUACCUCAAAGCACCUUUGUAAGUUCUUAAAUGCAGUACAGGCACUUCAAGCCCAUUCUUUUAAAUCUUCUUUCAAGCGGAGUUAUUUAAUAGUGCUCAAGUUAAAGUUUGUUGUUGCUUGAAACCAGCUGACCUCAUCUCUUUUUGCUGGUGUCCCAUUCUAGGUUUAAUUGGAACUAGAGCAUACAUAAAAUAGAAAACUCAAAUUGUUUAUAGAGUGGAAGUCUAGCUCGUCUAGUGUUAUGUCAAUCUGUGUCAGUGAGAGGUUACUUAAGCUCUUAGGGUUGAAGUUAAAUUGUUAGCUAUUAAAACAAAUACUUAUUAGUACACUGCUGAGAUGUAGUCAUGAUUGUUUAAAAUUUGAAACAAAGCUAAUUUGUGUCAAUGCAUUUUAAUUUAUUACCAUCAUUAUUAUUUAAUAUUUAUUGGAUGUACUUUUUUUAUUUGGUGCUUUUCUGUUAGUGGUUUGGAAACUAGCCUUUGUCAACAAACCACAUGCUAUCUUAUUUAUUUUGACCUUUUUAGUUCAUUUUAUUAUAUUUUUAUAAUACUGAGUCUGUUAUUUGUGGUUUUUUUUUUAUCAGUUAAAUGUGAGUAAAGCUGUAGUGUGCUGUGGCUAUUUGCUGUAAAUAUUUGUUCUGGUCUAAUUAAUGUAAACUUGCAAGUGUGGAGACCUGUGUGAAGAAAUACAAUGCUAAUACCUAGUC